AUGAAAAACCAGUUUGGAACUGGUUCCAUUCGGCGUGAUCUUAGCGUCAUGUUCAUGUCUGGUCGUCGUGCUGAGCUCCUCGCAGCUUUCACGCUAACUGUCUAUAUAUUCCUAUGUCCCUUUGCAAAAGUUGAAGAAAGUUUCAAUCUUCAAGCAAUUCACGAUGUUCUGGUCUUUGGCAUGACAAAUAUCGAGAAAUUUGAUCAUUUCGAAUUCCCGGGGGUCGUUCCCCGGACAUUUCUAGGUUCUUUAUUCGUAGCUGGUCUCAAUUAUCCUAUCUAUUGGCUUGUUCAAUCCAUUGGUGGUUGUAAAUUCUGGAUCCAAUUGACUACACGAUGGAUCUUGGGCAUGAUGACGUUAGGAGGUUUACUCUUUUUUAAUCAUGGUAUUGAAAGGCACUUUGGUCGCGAUACAAGUCGCUUUUUCCUAUUUGUUUGUAUCGCUCAAUUCCAUCUUUUAUUUUAUAUGAGUCGUACUCUACCAAAUGUCUAUGCACUGAUCUUCGUGCUCGUUGGAUUCGGAUUUUGGCUUCGGGGCAAGUGGCAGUCUUGUGUAUACUUGUUUACAUUUGCAACAAUCGUCUUUCGUGGUGAUACGAUUGUCUUGUUUGCACCAAUGGCAUUGAAUAUGCUCUUUUCACGUCGAGUCUCCUUCGGGCGGAUGAUUUGGUGGGGAUUGGUAGCGGGAUUUGUGUCAUUGACUGGCACGGUUCUAGUGGACUCGUAUUUCUGGCAGCGUUGGCUCUGGCCAGAGGGUGAAGUCUUGUGGUUUAAUAUCGUGCAAAACAAAAGCAGUGAGUGGGGUGUGAGUCCACCGCUAUGGUAUUUUACAUCAGCACUACCUCGGGCACUACAAAUGACGGCGUUGCUAAUCCCGUUUGGCCUCAGCCCUUUGCUUCCAGCUCUCUCUAAAAGCCGAUCGACGAAUGAAAUUGCAUGGACAUUCAAGACAACACCGAUUGUGGACUGGAGUGUACUAUCGAUGGUAUGGCCCGUGUUUGUCUACCUGGUUCUUUACUCAUUUUUACCCCACAAGGAGCUUCGCUUCAUUUUCAACGCGAUCCCGAUCUUGAAUAUGGUGUCCGCUGUGGGAUUGGCAAAGUUGUACCGCAAUCGUAGCAAAGCGCGUUUGCCUUUUGUUGGAGCCAUUGGCUGUUUAUUGAUAACAACUGUUGGCACCCUGGUCUUGCUUACAGCUGCUCGAUCUAACUAUCCCGGUGGUGAGGCGUUUGUGCGUUUGCACCAAGUUGCCGUAAAUGAGCGCGAGUUACCUCGUAGCGUGCAUAUUGAUGUUCCAGCCGCUAUGACAGGUGUAUCGCGGUUUGGAGAAGUGUUCCCUGCGUGGAGCUACUCUAAGGAUGAAUCGCUGACAGCAGUACAGCAAUUGGUAAAGUUUGACUAUUUGCUCACAGCCAAGGACCCAGCGCUGCUAGAAGACGAGUUUCAGUACAUUGCUGGUUUUGAUGUCUUUGCUGGUGUGGAAAUUGUUGACUUCCGUAUUACUCUGAAGACGAAAAGAGUGGUUUUCCUUAUGCAAAACCGCAACAUUACUACUGGCCAAACUUAG
Peronospora belbahrii is the source of this 1566-nucleotide messenger RNA. The record is from the annotation of a GenBank genome assembly. Lineage: Eukaryota; Oomycota; Peronosporomycetes; Peronosporales; Peronosporaceae.